AGAAGCAGAAUAAAACCAUCAGAGCUUCAACAUGACCUGGUACGCCUUGUUCUGCUUUCUCUUCCUCUCCGUGAAGAUCAAGAACAGCAGUCCUGUCGACGAAAUGAACUACUUUUAUCGAUUACUCGGAGAAGAACUCAACAUAAUUUGCUACAAUCUAUCACCAGGACCAUGGAAGAUCUUCUGCAGGGAGACCUGCGAAGGAGAAGACGUUCUCGUUAACAUGACAGAUAAAAAAGCAGCAAGUGGAAGAAACAGCGCUGAAUUUUUCGAAAGACAAGGGUCCUUUAAUCUGUCAGUGAAAAUUUCCAAUCUGACCCAGUCUGACUCUGGACGGUACAGAUGUGGUCUGGUCAACUCUGAUUCAAAAUUAGUAAAAUUCAAAGCCAUCGUUGUUGAAGCUCUGCUGGAUGGAAACAAAGAUCAUCACUUCUCUAAGGAAGCUGGCAGCUCGCUCACAGUCGGCUGUUCCUUUGAUUUCUCUGGAGGAACAAAGUCUUUCUGCAGAGGAGGAUGUGAAGAGGAGGAAGACGUUCUUAUUUACACUGAUGGAGUCAGAGCUCAGAGUGGCAGAUACAGCAUUGGAUCUGAAAAAUCCAAAGAUUCAAAAGUUUUUUAUGUGACUAUUAAAAAUCUUACCCAGUUCGACUCAGGACAAUACAGAUGUCGUUCAUAUUUAAACUCAGGAAAAUAUUCACAUGUGGAUUUCAACAUAAGUGUCUCAGAUGCCUCCUCUGAAACCGCUGUUCAGUCAUCAUUGAGUCAGAACACUGGAGCAACAUCUGGAGCUCUUCCUCUGAUCUUGAUCAUUGCGACUCUGGCCGUGAUGGUCAUCAUGUUGUCAGCAGCUCUUCUGGUUUCCAGCAGGAGGAGAUCUCUGAAAGGUGUGGAGAUUACUGGGAGGUCCGACUGCCAACCAAUGGAGACCGUAGCCUGUGAGCAGAUCACCUCUGGAGAUGACAUUUACCAGAACGUCCAAACUGCCAGCAAGAACCAAAAGUAGAACUACUCAUAAAUGAGGCUUAGGGUUAACCCUCCGCUAAUGCUUAUUAAGUACAGCUAAAAAACAAAUUGUGUGAAAAAGUUCAAAAUAUUUUGUCUCUCGGUUUAGAAAGUGAAAUGAUUUGAAAUUGUGAAAUGAUUUAUUAGUUACAUGUAGAGUUAAAUAUUUCAAGCUUUUAUUUCAUAUAGUUCUGAUGAUUCUGGCUACAGAGAAUGAAAACCCAAAAUUCACCGUUUCAGAAAAUCUGAAUAUUGCAUCAAAUCAAUAAAAAGGACAUUUUAAACAGAAAAGUCAGGUUUAUGAUAAGUCGGUUCACUUCUCUGCGCUCAGUACUGGAUCUGGGCUCCUCCUGCAUGAAUUCCUGCAUCAGUUCAGCGUUGAUCAGGUUGUGGUUCUGCUGAGGGGUUCUGGAAGUCCAGGUUGCCUUCGGGUCAUCUGCAUCAUUGGUUCUGGUGUCUCUCAUCUUCCUCUGGACAACACUCCAUAGAUUCUCUCAGGGUUCUGCUCAGGCCCGGCUGCUGACCAAUCAAGCGCAGUACCACCAUGGUGUCUGAACCUGCUUUUGGUACCUUCUGGCAUGUGGGUCGGUACCAAGUCCUGCCAGAGAAUGAAACCAGCAUCUUAGUUUGUCAGCAGAAGAAAGCAUUAAAUCCCCUAAUGUGUCCUGGUGGGUGACUGCAAUGACUGCAGACUUUAGAGAACCCAGUUGAACAGAACCAGCAGAUUACACACCCCAGACCAUCACUGACUGACCUUGAUCCCUAAAUUAAAUGAAAAGUUUACUUUGAUAAAAAAGAAAAGACUUUGGACCACUGUGCAUUGUGGCUGUAGAGAUGCUGAUCCCGCCUCCAGUCACUCCCUGGAGUUCUUUAAUGGAUUUUACCCAUUAAUCCACCCACGGUUGCAAUUAUCCAUGCUACUGGUGCAUCCUUCCCAACCACAUUUUUUUCUUCUCCUCAACUUUCUAUUAAUAUGAUGUGUCCAGAACUCUGUGAACAACCAUUAAUAACUUUCUGUCUGGGUUUCACUCAUUGUGGAGGGAGUCCAUGUCUGUCUUCUGGACCUCUGUCCAGUCAGCAGUUUUCCCAGACUGAGACCAUUUAGAGGCUUAGGAAGCCUCUGCAUCUGUUAAUUAUCUGAUUUCUCUAUCUGUGAGUCAUCAACAUGGAACGUAAACAGAAAUAAUUUACUCUUUGUGUAAUUAAUCUAUACAACAAAAGAGUUUUACUUUCUGUAAAAGGGGACAAAAAUAUUGAACUUUUUCACAAUAUUCCAAUCCUUUAGAUGUGCCUGUACAUGAAGAAAUAACCUUCAUUAGACCCUGGAUUCACACUCAAAUUCUGGUUCUGCUCCUCAAAGACAACAUUAUGUCCUUUAGUCAAACAAUAUUAAUUAUAGCUUAGAUUUUUUCCGUGUGACAACAACCAUUCUGCUCUUCCUAAAACAUGAUGUCAUAUUAUAGAUAAGAUUGUCAAGGGGGAUGUCAGUUAUUUUACUGGAUUCUGAAACAACGCCUCCAAACAGCUGUUAUUCUGACUGAAAGUGACCUGUGCCAACAAAUAAAAUAGUAAUAAUUCACUCACUAAAACAAGAAUUAAACUAAAUUAAAAGUGCAAAGUUUCCAGUAAAAAUGCAGAUGCAGGUGUGCUUUUUUGCCACCUGGGGGCUGAAGCUAAUUUUAUCAUUAAAUAGUCCUUUAAUUACCCCGCCUCUCGCCCAUUUAAUGCUGGAGAUAGGCACCAGCACCCAUCGCGACCCAACAUGGGACAAGCAUGAUGGAAAAUGGAUGGGUGGGUGGAUGGAUGGUUAGUCCUCCAAUGUAUUUAUAUUGAGGCAGCAGCUCCACUGUUUGGUUGUCAAACACUACUUGAGUAAUUGAGGUUGGGCUUUACUAAAGUUAAUUCACAUUUCUUUCAGCUUGUCCAUAUUUAUUUUUAAAAAGAAGCUGUGCACAAUUGUUAAAAGUUGUGAACUACCAGACCUUGGCUCCUGACCAGCAUCCUGAAAGAAGAGCUGCAGGGCAUCAGAUGCAUAGAAACUAUCAUUUUGUUGCAUUUCACAACUGGGACCCAGCAAAGAGCUCAACCACAACAGUUUCUGCAGCUUCUGCAGACCAGUUAACAAAUACCACUCCGGUCAAUUUAAAAACUAUUAAAUUUGCAGAAAAGAGCCUCAAAAUAACUUAAAGAUUUCAAAAUUAAAAUGAAGACAGGAAUUUGUGACAUUCAUGAAAAACAACACAAUGUAUUUAACAGACAUGCUCAGUAGUCCCUAACUGUCUGAGCUGCUUUUUCAGCUGUGCUUUACCGCCACCUUGUGGUGGCAGUUUUCUACUCAUCUCCUUUUUUGUAUUCUUUUAUUUAGAAAAGACUGCGCUAUCGACAUGCCAAUAGUUAAUUCCUAUACCUGUUUGAGCAUUUCUUCUUUUCAGGUUAUUUUUGCACAUUGUUCUUU
Molecule: messenger RNA, 3457 nt
Organism: Fundulus heteroclitus (mummichog)
Lineage: Eukaryota; Metazoa; Chordata; Actinopteri; Cyprinodontiformes; Fundulidae
Product: polymeric immunoglobulin receptor
Exons: 7
Coding region: 32-1003 (323 amino acids)
Source: RefSeq, a predicted model, not a curated record